This is a messenger RNA of Leptonychotes weddellii (Weddell seal), 2288 nucleotides long. The record is from RefSeq and is a predicted model, not a curated record. Lineage: Eukaryota; Metazoa; Chordata; Mammalia; Carnivora; Phocidae.
GGGGCGCUGUUUGCGCGCUUGGCUGCGGACGCCCUUCGAGGUGCGGCCCGCGGCCCCCUCCCCGGAGACAUGGAUGCCUUGGAACUUGCCAGAAAGCUGCAGGAGGAGGCCACAUGCUCCAUCUGCCUUGACUACUUCACGGAUCCCGUGAUGACCGCCUGUGGCCACAACUUCUGCCGCGAGUGCAUCCGGCUAACCUGGGAGAAGGCCAAAGGCAGGAAAGGGGGCAGGAAGCGGAGGGGCUCCUUCCCCUGCCCCGAGUGCCGCGAGUUGUCCCCCCAGAGGAACUUGCGGCCCAACCGCCUGCUGACCAAGGUGGCCGAGAUGGUGCGGCGGCCCCCAGCCUUGCAGAGCCGGGACCUCUGCAGGGUGCACCAGGAGCUGCUCAAACUCUUCUGUGAGGACGACCAGAGCCCCAUCUGUGUUGUCUGCAGGGAGUCCCGGGCGCACCGGUCCCACAGGGUGGUCCCCAUCGAGGAGGCCGUGCAGGAGUACAAGUUGAAGUUGGAGGCGGACAUGGGGUACCUUCGGGAGGAGAUGAUGAAGACGGGGAAGCUGCAGGCCAGGGAGAAACAGACCUUGGCCGAGUGGCAGAAGAUGGUGGAGAGCCAGCGGCAGAACGUGCUGGCGGAGUUCGAGCGGCUGCGCCGGCUGCUUGCGGAGGACGAGCGGCGUCUGCUGCGCAGGCUGGAGGACGAAGAGCUGGAGGUGCUGCCCCCGCUGCGGGACAGCGCGGCCCGCCUGGGGCAGCAGAGCGCCCAGCUGGCCCAGCUCAUCGCUGAGCUGGAGGGGCGCUGCCAGCUGCCGGCGCUGGGGUUGCUGCAGGACAUCAGGGACACCCUGCGCAGGGUCCAGGAUGUGAAGCUGCAGCCGCCUGAGGUGGUACCCAUGGAGAUGAGGACGGUGUGCAGGGUUCCGGGGCUGGUGGAGGCCCUGCGCAGAUUCCGAGGGGACGUGACCCUGGACCCCGACACCGCCAACCCCGAGCUGGUCCUGUCGGAAGACAGGAAGAGCGUGCGGCGGGGGGACCUGCGGCAGGCCCUGCCCGACAGCCCCGAGCGGUUCGACCCCGGGCCCUGCGUGCUGGGCCGGGAGCCCCUCACCUCGGGCCGCCAUUACUGGGAGGUGGAGGUGGGAGAGCGGGCCAGCUGGGCGCUGGGCGUGUGCAGGGAGAACGCCAACCGCAAGGAGAAGGGUGAGCUGUUCGCGGGCAACGGGUUCUGGAUCCUGGUGUUCCUGGGCAGCUACUACAACUCCUCCGAGCGGGCCUUCGCCCCACUCCGGGACCCGCCGCGGCGCGUGGGCAUCUUCCUGGACUAUGAGGCCGGACAUCUGUCCUUCUACAGCGCCACCGAUGGCUCCCUCUUGUACGCCUUCCCCGAGACCCCCUUCUCGGGGACCCUGCGGGCCCUGUUCUCGCCUCUGUCCAGCAGCCCGACCCCCAUGACCAUCUGCAGGCUGAAAGGCGGGCCUGGGGACUCGCUGGCUCCCCAGUGAGGGGGCCUCCCAGCUGCUCAGGAACCUGGGCAUCUCCUGCGGUCCUCUGAGCUGGGGAAGCGCUCACGGUGCCCGGUGGAUGUGCGGGUGCGCACUCACUCCUGCAAGCGUGUGCCCGCGUGUGCGGGGCCGGCUUGGUCCUGCUGUCCGGGCGGAGGGCCCUGAGACACCCGCGCUCACCAGCGCCGGGCCCUGAGCCUUGCGCGCCCCCCACUCCCCGCGGCCCUGGAGCUAUCCCUCCAGAAAGCUGCGGCCAGGAGGCAGCUCCAAGGCCGCGCGCCCAUGUGCAGUCCGGUCCUGGAGAAUGGGGGGUGGGUUGGGCUUGCCCUGCAGUAGCCAGGUACCCGGUGGUAGGCCAGAGGGAGCUGGGAGCAGGACACCCGAGCACCCCCUCCCCCGAACACAGACCACUGGGGGCUUCUGGCUCCUGUUGCAGAUAGAGCAGGUCCGUGGGGAGCAGGCACAGAAGCCCCCCGGUUUCCCUCCGAGCUGCCCGGAGAACCCCCAGCUGGAGUCACCCUCGCAGUUCUGUCCUCGCUGGCCUGGGGGCCUCCUGACCCCAGAACUUCGCGUACCUGGUCCCCAGUCUUUCCUGCCCUGCCUGGGGGCAGGUGAGGCCUCAGAGAGCAUCCCCCACACACCUUCUGGCUACCAGAGUCUGGGAUUUGUCUUUGCUUUGUUCAGACUUUGCCUCACCCUCCCUAAAGGUCUGCCCCAGCUUCUUCGUACCACUAGAUUGUAUUUAUUGUAAGGACUGUUCUCACAGUAAAUAAACUAACCGUUGUCUGUAA